AUGGCUACUCUCCAGAGACCCGCCGCCCCUAUCCGGACGGUGUCCAACAGCAGCUUUGCCGAGAGCUUUGACAUUGCCCGGAGAAAGCUGGACAAGGAGCUCGACGGCAACAUCUCAUCCCCGGACUCCCGCCCCGGAUCUCCAGCGUCGCUGGCCACGGGCUCCACCGUCACCCCGGCCGAGCUCAGCACUCCCCUGACCCCCUUCAACGCCGCCAUCGAUGCCGACCCGGAUGUGGCCGACGAAUUUGCCUUCGCCUUCGAUAUCGACGGCGUCCUGAUCCGCGGUGGCAAAGUCAUCCCAGAGGCCAUCGAGGCCAUGAAGGUUCUCAACGGCGAGAACGAGUAUGGCGUCAAGGUUCCCUACAUUUUCCUGACCAACGGCGGUGGGAAGACCGAGGCCGAGCGCUGCGGUGACCUCUCCCGCCAGCUAGAGCUCGAAGUCUCGCCGGGUCAGUUCAUCUGCGGCCACACCCCGAUGAGGGAGAUGGCCGACCGCUACAAGACGGUCCUGGUCGUCGGCGGCGAGGGCGAGAAGUGCCGCCACGUCGCCGAGGGCUACGGCUUCACCGACGUCAUCACGCCGGGCGACAUCCUCAAGGCCAACGCCGCUGUCUCGCCCUUCCGCAAGCUCACCGACACGGAGCACGCCAACUCCAAGGACCUGCUCUCGCGCGGCCAGCUCAGCGACAUCGUCAUCGACGCCGUCUUCGUCUUUGCCGACAGCCGCGAGUGGGCCUCGGACCUGCAGAUCAUGCUCGACAUCGCCAUGAGCAAGGGCGGCCGCCUGGAGACGCGCUCCGAGACGUUUGACGAGAGCCCGCCCUUCUACUUCUCGCACAACGACACCCUCUGGGCCGCCCAGCACGAGCACCCGCGCCUCGGCAUGGGCGCCCUGCGCAGCAUCGUCGAGACCACCUUCGAGUCGGUCACGGGCGGCAAGAAGCUCGAGACGCACGCCUUCGGCAAGCCCCAGGUCAGCACCUUUGAGUUCGCCACGCGCCUGCUGCAGAAGUGGCGCGCCGCGCAGCACGGCCUCGAGUCGAGCAAGCCGCCCGAGACGGUCUACUUUGUCGGCGACACGCCCGAGUCGGACAUCCGCGGCACCAACGCCAUGAACGAGGCCUCGGACAACGACUGGUUCUCCAUCCUCGUCAAGACGGGCGUCUACCAGGACGGCACCGAGCCGGCCUACAAGCCGCGACAGACGGUCGAGACUGUCCUCGACGCCGUCAACUUCGGCAUCCGGCGCGAGAUGGAGGCGCGCAAGGCGCGGUCCGCGGGCCCGGACGAGAAGGCCGUCAUUGAGAAGCUGCUGCCGCUCGACGCGGCGGCCCAGCCGACGACGACCGCGUAA
Messenger RNA from Thyridium curvatum, 1356 nucleotides. RefSeq lists its product as uncharacterized. Gene Ontology annotation, cellular component: mitochondrion. Bases 1 to 1356 code for a protein of 451 amino acids. The transcript is spliced from 2 exons. The record is from RefSeq and is a predicted model, not a curated record. NCBI's taxonomy places the organism in Eukaryota, Fungi, Ascomycota, Sordariomycetes, Thyridiales, Thyridiaceae. Gene Ontology annotation, biological process: glycerophospholipid biosynthetic process.